Protopolystoma xenopodis is the source of this 288-nucleotide messenger RNA. The record is from the annotation of a GenBank genome assembly. NCBI's taxonomy places the organism in Eukaryota, Metazoa, Platyhelminthes, Monogenea, Polystomatidea, Polystomatidae.
AUGGUAUCCCCCCUUCCGCCCUGGGUUAUCCGCGUUUCCGGUAGUCGGGCUACCGGCUGUAUGGUGCUUAGGAUGGCGAUACUCACUGACGAUGCCGACUACGAUGCCGGCGAAAUGUUUGGGAAUGUUCCACGUCAACUGUUCAACUUUGGAAAUGAUCAUGCAGACAAUGGAGCCCGGACUAGGAUAACUCUUAGAAAUACGGAGAAGUGGUUAAUUUGUCGUGACCGUACGUUGCACGACAAUGACCUGGGUUUGAGUCCCGUUGGGGGUGAAGAUGAGACCUAG